GUUAAGUGAGUAUAAAGCCUUAACACUGUAGACUUAAGGCUGUUUCGCUCACUCUCGCGCGCUUUCUCUCUCUCAUUCAUUCCUACGUGUGGGCUCACACGCCUGCUCUCCUCUCUCUCUCUCUCAGAAUGACAAUUCUAGGUAUAGCUUUUGGUAUUGUUUUCUGCUUACUUCGAGUCGUUUCUGGAGAAAGUGGCUAUGCACAGAAUGGAGACUUGGAAGACGCGGAGCCAGACUACUCGUUCUCCUGCUACAGCCAGCUGGAGGUGGACGGCUCCCAGCACCUGCUCAGCUGUGCUUUGGAUGACCCGGACGUCAACAGCACCCACCUGGAAUUUGAAAUAUGUGAUGGCCUUUUGGUUGCAGGGUGCCUGAAUUUUAUUAAACUGCAAGAGAUAUAUUUCAUCAAGACAAAUAAAUUCUUACUGAUUGGAGACAGCAAAAUAUGUGUGAAGCUUGGACAAAGGAUCUUAACUUGCAGGAAAAUGAACAUAGUCCAUAUAGUUAAACCUGAGGCUCCUUUUGACGUAAGAGUCAUCUAUCGUGAGGAAGCAAAUGACUUUGUGGUGACAUUUAAUACAUCACACUUGCAAAAGAAAUAUGUAAAAAAUUUAAUACAUGAGGUAGCCUACCACCAGGAAAAAAAUGAACAUGAUUGGAUGCACGUGAAUUUGUCCGGUACAAAGCUGACACUCCUGCAGAGAAAGCUACAACCUGAUGCCAUGUAUGAGAUUAAAGUCCGAUCCAUCCCUACUGAUUAUUAUAAAGGCUUCUGGAGUGAAUGGAGUCCAAGUUUCCACUUCAGAACUCCAGAGGCCAAGGGCCCAGGAAAGAUGGAGUCUGUUCUACUAAUAGUCAGCAUUCUGAGUUUCUUCUCUGUGGCUGUGAUGGUCAUCUUGGCUGGUGUGUUAUGGAAAAAAAGAAUUAAGCCUAUUGUAUGGCCCAGUCUCCCUGAUCAUAAGAAGACUCUGGAGCAACUGUGUAAGAAACCAAAAAAGAAUUUGACUGUGAGUUUCAAUCCUGAAAGUUUCCUGGACUGCCAGAUUCAUAAGGUGGAUGGCAUUCAAGCUAGAGAUGAAGUGGAAGGCUUUCUGCAAGACACAUUUCCUGCACAACUUGAGGAGUCUGAGAAGCAGAGGCUUGGAGGGGGUGUGCAGUGCCCCAACUGGCCAAGCAAGCAUGCAGUCAUCACCCCAAAAACUUUCAGAGGAGAUGCAUCCCUCAGGUGCCUGGCUGGGAAUGUCAGUGUGUGUGGUACCCCUGUACUCCCCUCCUCCAGGUCCCCAGAGUGCAGGGAAGGUGGCAAGAAUGGGCCUCAUGUGUACCAGGGCCUGCUGCUUGGGCCUGGAACUACAAAUGCCACCCUGCACCCUCCAUUUCCUUUCCAAUCAGAAAUCCUGACAUUGAACCCAGCUUCCCAGGGUCAGCUCCUCCUCACUCCCUUGGGAUCAAACCAAGAAGAAGCAUAUGUCACCAUGUCCAGCUUCUACCAAAACCAGUGAACUGUAAGAAAUCAGGGACUGGAACCAAGUGAACAACAAAAAUGAUUGAGCUCCUCCCACUCUCCCUCACAGCAUGAAGAAGACAAAACUAAUGCAACCCUCUCUGUAACAUACAGGAUUUGGAAUCAUCGCUCCCCCACACCUCCCUCGCCACUUUCAGUGUGUGGCAGGAGCAUUCUGCUUCAGAUAUCCAAAGGAUUCAAUUAUUUCAGAAACUACAAAAAGCAGAAUAAAGGGUGGAGGAAAGGAUGGAGAUGGAGGGGUGAGGAAGGUAGGAGGGAGGAAGGAAGGUGAGGAGGACAAGAAGAAGAGCUGCUAUUAUAGGACUUGCUGAGUGUCCAGUACUGUGUCGGGCUCAGCAUGUCUCCCUGCAUCCUCACCACUAUCCUGGGAGAUGGGAGCAAUUCUUAUUCUUAUUAUUUUCUCUGUUACAGAUGAUGAAACUGAGGCUUAAAGUAACUUGUCCAUGCUUCCCACUCAGCCAGGGGCAGAGCCAAAAUUUGAUGCCCAGAGUCUAAGGGCAGUCUCCCUGGAGCCAUGUGCCUUCCCCCUAACUAGGAGUUGUCCCAUUCCUGAGUGCCCACCCUCACUAAUAACAGGAUGACUAUAUAAUUCAAGUCCAAACUGGAUCACUUUUGAAAGUGAAAGAAGUUAUAAAUAACUAGAUGCCUGAUGCACAAAAUUUGUUCAAGAGUAGGCUUCCUUCCCCCGGCUGCCUGGCACCGGCUCCCCUCUGGCACCCAGAACCUGAGCUUCCCUCCAGCCGCCGGCAGGCACCUGGGACCAGGGCUUCCCUCGUAGCACCGGCUUUAUCCAGAAGGUCAUCUGGAAGGACGUCUGGAAGGAAAUCCAGUCUAAUUAGCAUAUUAUGUUUUUAUUAUUAUAGGUUACUCCAAGACAAUAAGCAUAAACUGGGGGUGUCCCAGGCAAAUGGGGACACAGCGUCACCAGAACCAAAAAAGCUAUAGGGAAGAGAAUAGGGGAGAAAUGGUGUCAGGAUAUGUGGAGUACCAGGCAUGGCCUACCAUGUCUGCAAAAAGUGAAUGCCACAAAGCCCAUUUCGUUUUGUGUUGUGUUGUGUUUUGGUUUGUGGUUUUUUUUUUAAUUACCCUGGAGGGAGGUGGUAAAUGAGAAGCCCUGGAUUUCUAUUGUUGGUUAUCAAGAGCCCAAUCCUCUUGCUACCACUCCCAGAUGCACUUAUGGAAGGAAGAAAAACCUGCUGUCCACUCUGGUCACCCCAGAGCAUGGUAGCAGCGAAGGGGGAAUAAUCCUUCUGUGUGUAUAGAGGCAGCCCCGACCCAGUUUCAUCCUCAAACUGCCCAAGCUCUGCAGCCAUCGAUGCUGCCACAGACUUCAAGGAGAUGGAGUUACAAUAAGCACGUGCAGCAUGGGGAAGUGAAGAUGGACAGGUUUUGGUUGGGGCUUGUUGUCAUUUACCUUUUGUGUGUUUUUUCUUUGUUCUGAUUUGAAUUUGUCUGGGGGAGGUUGUUUUUAAUUUUUGAUUUUUGCUGUUUCGUUUUGGAAUGUCUGUGAAGGGAGUUUCAAGGGUGGACUAACGGAUACUAUCUAUUGGCUUAGACCCAACAGUUAUCAGAGCAUCUAUUCUUCAGCUGGUUCUUACUUUCCAAGUCCUUUUCUCUGAAUCAGUAGUAAUGAAUAUAAUCCCGUCAUCGCUCAGAUUUGCUUCAUGCCUGUGAUCGUCACAGGACCUCCAUGAGUGAUAUCUCUUUCCUUUCCUUGACAAGUAUUCAUGAAAAGCCUGCUAUGUGCAAACCACAGGGUUAGGAACAAGAGAUCUAAGCCGAAUAAGGUUGGGGCCCUGCUCUCAUUCAGUGAAAAAUGUAAUGAAAGUGGCAGCUUUGUAAACAAAUGGUUAUAAUCAUAUGAAGUGCUAUCAUGGAGGCAUGUGCACAGUGCCUGCUGGCGACAGAGACAAUACCACAAUACACCAGCAAGGAGGAAACGCAGAGCCUGCGCACGUGAGCGGAAGACUUUUCCACCAGAUGGGCGUGUGUUCUUCACCCUUUGCAGAAAUGGGAGCCACGGUGACCUCAAAGAGGAGAUGGGUCAUCCCAGGAAACCUCCCACCCAACCUGGCUCUUUUGCCCCCUAUUCAGAGAGGCCCUCUGAAGUCUUUGUUGUCAAUAUCUCCAACUUAUGAAAAAAUGGAGACACAGAAGGCAGGUAAAUUACUCGGUCUUCCAUGUUAAGUCAGGACUAGAAGCCAUAAGUUUGCAUCCCUGAAAAAACAGACAAUCUCUUAAAGAAAUGAGGAGAGAAGUUGAGCCCCUCCAGGUUCAAAAUCUUUCAGUGUUGUUUGGCAUAGGUAAUAAUUUGAAUUUAGUGUGAGAUUGCCUGUCUGUUCCUGGAAGCCUUUAUAAACCAUGUAUCAUACUCAUAAUCCUCACUGCUGCUAAUGCUUGAAUAUAUAUAUAUAUAUAUAUAUAUAUAUAUAUAUAUAUAUAUAUUCCCUGAGACAACAUAUGAUGUAAGGAAACAAAUUUUCUCUGAUCAACCACACUUUGGAUUUUUAUUAAGCAAGAAAAAUUUCUGAUCAGAGACUAUGUGUGAAUGAGAGAUGAAAACUGCUAGUUCUGUAGAGCAAGAAAUGAAAAGAAAACUGAUGGAGAGACAGCGGAAGUUGGUCAAUAAAACAACCUAAAGUAGGGAGCCCUGCUUAUUUGGUUGAUUUUCUACCCGCUUUUGCCUCUCCUGUCACCCUGGCUUCCAUGGGAAUUUGCUUCAGAAAGCCGAGAGUUGGCUGUUUCAGAUGCAUAUGCUUGUGUUUUCAUAGCAUUGCUAGAGGGGCUUUGAGAUCGAAGUAGCCAGGAAGAUGGGAACAAUCCGUGGAUGGACAAUUGGAACCAUACAGAUCUGAUAGCAUUUCUGCCAGCUCAGUAGGUGUUUUUUAUUGGGGGAGGGGGUGGGGGGUGGAGGGGUUAUUCUUGUAAACAUCCACUGUUCACUACAGUAAACCUUCCUCAUUUGACCAUCUACUUUCCACAUGCAUUACAAACAUUUUUGCAGAGCUGCUAAGUAUAUAAGUCUCUGAUAUUUAAUUAAAUGCUAUGAAACUCUC
This is a messenger RNA of Myotis daubentonii (Daubenton's bat), 4581 nucleotides long. It is a transcript of the gene IL7R, whose product is annotated as interleukin 7 receptor. Lineage: Eukaryota; Metazoa; Chordata; Mammalia; Chiroptera; Vespertilionidae. The record is from RefSeq and is a predicted model, not a curated record. Gene Ontology annotation, biological process: positive regulation of receptor signaling pathway via JAK-STAT; hemopoiesis; cytokine-mediated signaling pathway. Gene Ontology annotation, molecular function: protein binding; cytokine receptor activity. Gene Ontology annotation, cellular component: external side of plasma membrane; membrane.